Messenger RNA from Lotus japonicus, 1386 nucleotides. Its product is annotated as 3-ketoacyl-CoA synthase 20-like. The coding region runs from base 1 to 1386 and encodes 461 amino acids. Gene Ontology annotation, molecular function: acyltransferase activity, transferring groups other than amino-acyl groups. Gene Ontology annotation, biological process: fatty acid biosynthetic process. The transcript is spliced from 3 exons. Gene Ontology annotation, cellular component: membrane. The record is from RefSeq and is a predicted model, not a curated record. NCBI's taxonomy places the organism in Eukaryota, Viridiplantae, Streptophyta, Magnoliopsida, Fabales, Fabaceae.
AUGAACAUUUUGUUCAUGUCACUUCUAGCAGUACUAGCUGCAACUCGUGUUUAUGUUACUGAGUUCAACACACGUCCUAUAGUGAUAAUAGCUUUUUGUUCAGCUGCAUCACUUGCAUACUACUUCCUCAUGUGCAGACCCAGCAAAGUUUACUUGGUGGACUUUGCGUGCUUCAAACCGAGCCUCAAUUGUCUUUGCUCCAAAGAACUGCUUCUGGAGAGAGCCAAGGGUCUUGGCUUUCUCACAGAAGAGAAUUUCAAGCUUGUGAAUAAGAUUUUAGAUAGGUCCGGUUUGGGACCAUGGACCUAUGUCCCUGAAGCAAUGUUGGAGAUUCCACCGAAGUUAAAUUUGGAGGAGGCGAGGAAGGAAACGGAUACAGUGCUUUUUGGUGCUGUUGAAGAGCUCCUGGAGAAAACAGGUGUUGAAGCUAAGGAUAUAGGGAUUCUUGUGGUGAAUUGUUGCUUGUAUGCUCCCACGCCAUCGCUAUCAGAUAGAAUUGUGAAUCACUACAAGCUCAGAGGGAAUGUACUGGCCUAUAAUUUGAGUGGCAUGGGAUGCAGUGCUGGGGUUCUUGCUGUAGACUUUGCUAAACAGCUCCUACAGGCACACCCAAACUCAUAUGCCUUAGUGCUGAGCACGGAAAAUCAAAUCUCAAGUCUAUACCGCGGCAACAACCCUUCAAUGCUACUUGUUAACUGCCUCUUCCGCAUGGGUGGAUCUGCCGCACUUCUGUCAAGCCAUCCUUCCGAUCGUUACCGCUCGAAGUACCAGCUCAUCCACACACUCCGCACUCACGUUGGUGCCGAUGAAAACAGCUACAAAUGUGUCAUUCAAGAAGAGGAUAGUGAACAAAAAGUCGGUGUUUCACUCUCCAAAGACCUCAUGAAUGUUGCAAGGGACGCUCUCAAGGUGCACAUUACAUCGCUCGGGCCGUUAGUCCUCCCCGUGUCGGAGAAACUCAAGUUCGUGGUGAAUCUCAUCGAGAGAAAGCUCUUCAAGAAGAAGGUUGAAGCUUACAUGCCCAAUUUCAAGCUCGCGUUCAACCACUUCUGCAUGCACACGGGAGGCAGGGCGGUUCUCGAUAGGAUGCAGAAGAGUCUGGAGCUUGAUGAUUGGUACAUGGAGCCUUCGAGAAUGACGCUUUACCGGUUCGGGAACACUUCUUCUAGCUCUGUGUGGUAUGAGUUGUCUUACUGUGAGGCUAAGGGGAGAAUUAAGAAGGGUGAUAAGAUAUGGCAAAUGGCGUUUGGAUCUGGAUUCAAGUGUAACACUGCUGUGUGGCUUGCAUUGAACAAUAUUGAACCGGCAUCGAAGAAAAAUCCAUGGAGGGAUGAGAUUGAUGAUUUUCCUAUUAAAGCUAAUCCGACCGUGGAGAGUACAAAAUAA